CCGGCCGGGGAGCCUGCGCUCCGGCUCCCGCCGCAUCCCCCAGCCGCCGGCCGCGCCGCCGCUCCUCCUCCCCCGCCUCCUCCUCCUGGGCUGUGGACCCCCGGCCUCGCCCCCGAAACAUGACUCGCGAUUUCAAACCUGGAGACCUCAUCUUCGCCAAGAUGAAAGGUUAUCCUCAUUGGCCAGCUCGGGUAGAUGAGGUUCCUGAUGGAGCUGUAAAGCCACCUACCAACAAACUUCCCAUUUUCUUUUUUGGAACUCAUGAGACUGCUUUUUUAGGACCAAAGGAUAUUUUUCCUUACUCAGAAAAUAAGGAAAAGUAUGGCAAGCCAAAUAAACGAAAAGGUUUUAAUGAAGGUUUAUGGGAGAUAGAUAACAAUCCGAAAGUGAAAUUUUCAAGUCAACAGGCAUCAACUAAACAAUCAAAUGCCUCAUCUGAUGUUGAAGCUGAAGAAAAAGAAACUAGUGUUUCAAAGGAAGAUACUGAUCAUGAAGAAAAAGCCAGCAAUGAGUUUUAUUGCUAUUUGCUUUUUUUUCAGGAUGUGUCUAAAGCAACUGACAUCAGCACUCCAAAAGCUGCUAGAAGAGGGAGAAAGAGAAAGGCAGAAAAACAAGUAGAAACUGAGGAGGCAGGAGUAGUGACAACAGCAACAACAGCAUCUGUUAAUCUAAAAGUGAGUCCUAAAAGAGGACGGCCUGCAGCUACAGAAGUCAAGAUUCCAAAACCAAGAGGCAGACCUAAAAUGGUAAAACAGCCCUGUCCUUCAGAGAGUGACAUGCUUACUGAGGAAGACAAAAAUAAGAAAAAGGGGCAAGAAGAAAAACCACCUAAAAAGCAGCUUAAAAAGGAUGAGGAGGGCCAGAAGGAAGAUGAUAAGCCAAGAAAGGAACCAGACAAAAAAGACGGGAAGAAAGAAGCUGAAUCAAAAAGGAAAAAUUUAGCUAAACCAGGGGUUACAUCAACCUCUGAUUCUGAAGAAGAAGGAGAUGAUCAAGAAGGCGAAAAGAAGAGAAAAGGUGGAAGAAACUUUCAGACGGCGCACAGAAGGAAUAUGCUCAAAGGCCAACAUGAGAAAGAAGCAGCAGACAGAAAACGCAAGCAAGAGGAACAAAUGGAAACUGAGCAGCAGAAUAAAGAUGAAGGAAAGAAGCCAGAAGUUAAGAAAGUGGAGAAGAAGCGAGAAACAUCAAUGGAUUCUCGGCUUCAAAGGAUACAUGCUGAAAUUAAAAAUUCACUCAAAAUUGAUAAUCUUGAUGUGAACAGAUGCAUUGAGGCCUUGGAUGAACUGGCUUCACUGCAGGUCACAAUGCAACAAGCUCAGAAACACACAGAGAUGAUUACAACGCUGAAAAAAAUACGGCGAUUCAAAGUUAGCCAAGUUAUCAUGGAAAAGUCUACAAUGUUGUAUAACAAGUUUAAGAACAUGUUUUUGGUUGGUGAAGGGGAUUCCGUGAUCACCCAAGUGCUGAAUAAAUCUCUUGCUGAACAAAGACAGCACGAGGAAGCAAAUAAAACCAAAGAUCAAGGAAAGAAAGGGCCAAACAAAAAGCUAGAAAAGGAACAAACAGGUUCAAAGACUGUAAAUGGAGGAUCUGAGGCGCAAGAUAGCAAUCAGCCGCAACACAAUGGCGACAGCACUGAGGAAAGCAAAGACAGUCAUGAGGCCAGCAGCAAGAAAAAGCCAUCCAGUGAAGAGAGAGAGACUGAAAUAUCUCUGACGGAUUCUACGCUAGAUAACUAGGGUGACAUACCUGGAGUUUAAAGUUAACAUUUGAGAAGUUUGUAAUGGUUUUCAUUUGAAAUAUUUAGACUGCUCAAAGUUUUAAAUUUUUAUAAGCAUAGGUUUUGAUGUUUAAAACUUGUUUUGAGGGAGAAAAUGCCUUUGUUUAAAAGUAAUUAAACAUCACUAAUUGUUCUUGUGCAGUAUUAACAGCUCCAUUAAACAGUAAACGUGGGGAGAAAGUCCAUUUAGAAAAUGUUAAAACUGCCUUUCCAGAAAUGGUUGUAGCAUAUUUUCAAUUAGUGUGUGUAUGUUAAUGUGUAAUUGGUAGAACAAAGUUACAUUUUUAAAAAUGCUACCUGUAUAAACCUUUCCUCUUCUCCCAAAUACUGUGGGUUUUGUGCAUAGUUUAUUACAAAUCUUGGAUCUCACUGUUUGUGGGUUUUGUAGAAGUUGAGCAUUUUUACGGUAGAGAAAAUGUUACUUCUAUAUAAGUACUCACUCCCUCCUUUCACCAAAAGUUAAUUUUAAUAUCACAGUCUCUACAUUGUGGUACAUUAUCCUGCUUCUUUGUAACAAUGUGUAGUCUCUAUGCCUUUUUGUAUGACAGCUAGAUACCCAACUGAUAUUUAAUUGGCGAUUCUAGGAGGUACAGAACAAACUGUUAAUUUUUAGAAAUAGUUUUUUUUUGCUGGGAGUUCAGUGAAGUCACAUGACUUCCCUAAAGAGAACACACUGGGUAUAUUGUAAAUCUGACUUUAGGGUUCAACCAUCUAAGAUCCUUUACAGGCAUUAGUAACACUGAAAACUAGAUACAUUUAUUUUUUGAGAAGUGUCUCAAGUUUCUAAAUAUUUUUAAAAGUCACACUCAUUAAGAAAGCUGUUAUAUUUUUUAAUUGGAAAAAAUCAAUCCAUGAUGCUUAUGCAGAAAAUAUAAAUGCUAUACAAGUGAACUAACCUAUUUGAAAACAAGGCCAUAUUAGAAAGUAAUUUGUAUUUCCAUUUCUGUUUCAUACAUGUAACAGGAUUACAAAAAGUAGAGACUAAAUCAGAGUGCACCAAUGUUAUGACAAAUUAUAAGUGUAAUAACAAAGGAUAGUGUUUCUAAGAUAUUUUGAAUAUUAGGGCAGUUGUUGGUUUUCAAUAGGUAGAAGGAUACUUACGUUUUGACACUAUGAUAUGGGAAAAGGACUUUAAAACCAGUGUUUGUGUGUGACAUGCAUUGUAUGUUCUGACUUUUCAUCUACAGGUUAACAUUUGAACUACUUCAGUAAUUGGACUUGUGCAGUCCAGAGGUCUUAGAAGGGAAGCUAGGACCCAAUGUUUGGAGGGAACUCUGCUGUUACAUUAUAUAUACCUGUUUCGGUCCAUAAUUCAGUUUUAACUUGGACAAAUUUAUUCUAGUUAAGCCAUAAGUGUCAACGUGUAAACUUGUUUUGAUUAAAGAAUUUUUCUAUCAAACUA
Molecule: messenger RNA, 3185 nt
Organism: Lepus europaeus (European hare)
Lineage: Eukaryota; Metazoa; Chordata; Mammalia; Lagomorpha; Leporidae
Gene: PSIP1
Product: PC4 and SRSF1 interacting protein 1
Exons: 15
Coding region: 120-1742 (540 amino acids)
Biological process (GO): regulation of transcription by RNA polymerase II
Cellular component (GO): nucleus
Molecular function (GO): transcription coregulator activity; double-stranded DNA binding
Source: RefSeq, a predicted model, not a curated record